Echinostoma caproni is the source of this 651-nucleotide messenger RNA. The record is from the annotation of a GenBank genome assembly. NCBI's taxonomy places the organism in Eukaryota, Metazoa, Platyhelminthes, Trematoda, Plagiorchiida, Echinostomatidae.
AUGGACUUCAAGAAAAUACUUGAUGAUACACAAAGCGCUGUCGACAGAAUAUUUCAGGCGACGAAUGAGGCUCUCGGUAGAUCAGAAAAAACGGAAUACGAUGCGGAAUUCAUGCAACUUUCUGCACAGGCUGAUGUACUGUAUAACACCACGAAGAAAAUCAUUGGAAGUGUAGAAUUUUGGGUGAAUCCUCAUCCUGGCCGCCGAUUGGAAGACAUUGGUCAGGCAUUGAAGAAAUGUGGCGAAUAUCACCGAACGCUGGCCACAAUUGAAAAUGAACGCAACCAAACCGUGGAAAAAAAAUUACUGCUUGUCUUCUUUCAUUUUAUGCAAUACGAUUGGGUCGGUCUACAAACGGAAAUGAAAAAGCUACAAGCCGCUCGCCUUGAUUACGAUAUGGCUCGGAAUAAAAGCAAAAAGGAAACGCAAGCAGAUCCAGAGCUUACCAAAAAUGUGGAAAAUCUGCGAGCUCAGUUUGAAGCUCAAAUGAAGGAAACACGGACAAAACUUGAAAGUAUGAAACUGGUGCAUCAAAAUCACAUUGCCGCCCUGAAAGAGUUCGUGGGAGCUGAGUGUCGUUAUUUUAAUGCCUGUUUGGAACAAGCUCGUGAGACAGUCGCGUUUCUCGAUCAACUGCCAGAUAACGCGUGA